Molecule: messenger RNA, 492 nt
Organism: Tetrahymena thermophila SB210
Lineage: Eukaryota; Ciliophora; Oligohymenophorea; Hymenostomatida; Tetrahymenidae
Exons: 4
Source: RefSeq, a predicted model, not a curated record
AUGGGAAAAGAAGAAAAAAAGGUUUUUAAGGAUCGUUGCAAAUACGAAAAUACUCAGUAAACUGAAACAUAUAGAUAGCAACUUACUAAAGAAAAAAGAAUUCUUCAAACAAAAACUUAAUAAGACAUUGAAAGAUUAGAUCCAUAUUUUACCGUAAACAACAAUUAUUUGGGUUUGAUGAAAAAGGACUCCGAAUCUGGAAAUUAAACUUCAGUCUAAUUCAAACAUCCAUUAGAUUAAUUGGGCUUAAUUGACAAUGAUUAUUGCCAAAAAUGCAAAAAAGAUGCUAGCUUUUGUCCUCAUAAAAACAAAAAUGACGAUGUCUACCUUGCUCAACAUACCUUAAAGCACCCUGUUACACACAGCUAAACCUAUGGUUGGAGACCUCCUAUAGACGACAGCAAUUGGGGCUAUGGAUUAAAAAGUACAAUUUAGGCUUUCACAACAAGCUUUAGAAACGAUAAGCCAAAAGAACCUACUAAAACAAACUGA